AAGAAAGAAAGGAAACAUGCUCAGUCUUUCACUGGGUGUCCGUAGUGUGCUUGACCAACAUCAAUCCUUAGUAAGCAGAAAAACUCUUAACUGAACUUUGACUGAAACUUCCAGCAAAAAACCCCAAAAGAGACUCUGGUGCAAGAAAACCCACAAAAAAUGCCAGCUCAGGAAAAUCGUGGUUUUCAGGGUCCAGUAGCUGGAGUGUUCCUUGAACAUUCAAAUGAAACCAUUACAAUAUACCAAGCCUUCAAGAAGCGCUUGUUGAAGCCAGGAACAUGUCUGGCACUGUUAGAAGCUCAAGCUGCAACAGGAGGAAUCAUCGACCCCAUCAAAAACUUGACAUGGUCUGUAGAUGAUGCAGUAAAGGAAGGCAUUGUGGGACAUGAGAUGAAAGAGAAACUUCAGUUAGCUGAGAAAGCAAUCACGGGCUACACAGAUCCAUACACCAACCAACAGAUCUCACUCUUUCAGGCCAUGCAGAAAGAUGUUAUCCCAAAAGAACAUGGCAUUAGAUUACUUGAGGCACAGAUCUCUGCCAAAGGGAUCUAUGACCCUAUUGAAAAAUGCCAUCUAACAGAAAAACAAGCCUACGGGAAGGGUCACUAUGACAAAGAUCUUUUAAGAGACCAAGUGGAUGCCCUAAAAGUAUUCUAUGACCCAAACUCUCAAGAAAACCUCACCUAUGCAUCACUGAUAAAGAAAUGCACUGUAGCCCCAGAAACAGGUUUGCUGCUGUUCCCCAUCCGCAUCACAUUUAAAGGCCUCCGCAGAGGUGUAACCUCCGCUGAGCUUCUGGCAUCAAAAAUUAUUGACCAACAGACAUUUGAAAAUCUGCAUAAGGGAAAAACCACCACCCAGGAUGUGAUGUUAAUGGAAACAGUGAAAGAAUAUCUAGAAGGUAAAAAGAGCAUUGGGGGAGUAGCUGUGCUCUCCACAAACAAGAGAAUGAGCAUCUAUCAGGCAAUGAGACAAGGUAUAAUCAUGCCUGGCUCUGCUUUGAUUCUGCUGGAAGCCCAGGCUGCAACUGGAUUCAUGAUUGACCCUGUUGAAAACAAGACAUACAGUGUAGAUGAAGCCAUUAAACAAAAACUUGUAGGGCCUGAGUACCACACAAAAUUGCUUGCAGCAGAACGUGCAGUAACUGGUUACAACGACCCAUACACUGGUGAAACCAUAUCUCUUUUUCAAGCUCUGAAGAAGGAACUGAUCGUAAAGGAACAUGGGAUCCGAUUGCUUGAGGCACAGAUUGCAACUGGUGGAAUUAUCGAUCCAAUAAACAGUCACAGAGUUCCUGUGGAGGUAGCAUACAAGCGUGGCUUCUUCGAUGAGGAAAUGAAUGCCAUCCUUGAAGAUCCUGGAGAUGACACUAAAGGUUUCUUUGACCCAAACACAAAUGAUAAUCUGACAUAUCUACAACUGCUGGAUCGUUGUGUCAUCGACCCGUCUACAGGACUCACAUUAUUACCCAUUCAUGAUCCAUCCAGUAGUCUGAAUCACACAUUCAUUGGCUAUGACAUCAAAAAAGUCUUCAAGGCUGUCAUGGUAAAAGUGACAUGUGGAAAAUACAUGGGAAUGACUGUUUCGCUCUGGGAAUUACUUAUGUCUGAAUACUUCACUGAACAGCAAAGGCAAACCUUCAUCGAGCAAUACAGAAACAAAACAGUCACAAUUGAAAUUAUAGUCACCAAAGUCCUGGAGAUCAUUGAACAUUCAGUGAAAACAGCUAAUGUAGUUUUUGAAGGUAUAAGAGAAAAAGUAACUGCAAACCAGCUCGCUGAAGCUGACAUAAUCACAGAGAAUGAUCUAGCAGAUCUCAGAGAAGGAAAAAAGACUGUCAAAGAUGUUACAGAGAAUGAAUCUGUGCAAACAUACCUUCAAGGUAAACCAAGCAUUGCUGGUGUGCUGCUUCCUGACUCCCAAAUAAUGUCAAUCUACCAAGCCCGACAAAAAGGAAUUCUGAGACCAGGAACAUCACUCGUUCUUCUUGAAGCCCAGGCUGCAACAGGUUUCAUAAUUGACCCAAUUGCUAAUCAGAAGUUUUCUGUAGAUGAUGCAGUGAAGGCACGAGUUAUAGGGGCUGAUCUUCAUGCAAAAUUAAGCUCAGCAGAGAAGGCAGUGACAGGUUACCAAGAUCCUUACACUGGCAAGAAAAUCUCAUUGUUCCAAGCAAUGCAGAAAGAUUUAAUUGUGAAGGACCACGGCAUACGUCUGCUAGAGGCCCAGAUUGCCACAGGGGGCAUCAUUGAUCCUAUAAAUAGCCAUCGCAUUCCUGUUCAUAUUGCUUAUAAACGAGGAUAUUUUGAUACAGAAAUGAAUCAGAUCCUUUGUGAUCCAACUGAUGACACAAAAGGAUUCUUUGACCCAAACACUCAUGAAAACCUUACUUAUAUGCAGCUGAUGUCCAGAUGUGUCAUUGACCAAAGCACAGACCUUUGCCUUUUGACAAUCAAAGGAAACGACAAGAGAGUCAAAAUAGGGGGCAGUGCCAUAGAGGUGUUCCAAACCACAUAUGUCUCUGUGAGAUACGGCAGAUUCAGCAACAAGAAAGUGACACUCUGGGAUCUCAUCAACUCUGAAUAUUUGUCUGAGGAGAAAAGGCAGGAGCUGUUAAAGCGCUACAAGUCCAAAACAAUCACGAUAGAGGAAAUCAUAACAAUUAUUUUAGAGAUAAUUGAGAGCAAGGAAGUACAAAGAAAUGUUGACCUCAGUGUAAAUGGUCUUAGAGGAAAAGUCUCUAUUUUGGAGCUGCUGGAUUUGGGAAUAAUAGAUGAAAAAACAUACAAAAAUUUGCUUGAGGGGAAGCUAACAAUCAAAGACCUCACUGAGAUGGGCACUGUGAGAAACUUCCUUACUGGAACAAGCUGUAUAGCAGGUGUAAUAUUGCAGAAGUCAAAUCAGAAAAUGAGCAUCUACCAAGCCAAAAAAGAGGGCUAUCUUACCCCUGGCACUGCAUUGUGUCUUCUUGAAGCACAGGCUGCCACUGGUUUUAUUAUUGAUCCAAUACAAGACAAGAAACUCACUGUUGAAGAGGCCUUGAAGCAGAAAGUCCUUGUUCCAGAGUUGUAUGAAAAACUCUUGGCUGCUGAGAAAGCGGUGACUGGUUACAAAGACCCAUACACUGGCAAGACAAUAUCACUUUUUGAAGCCAUCAAGAAAGAACUUAUUGUAAAGCAGCAUGGAAUACGUCUACUUGAAGCCCAGAUUGCAACAGGUGGCAUCAUUGAUCCUUUAACAGGUUUGCAUUUACCACUUGAAGUUGCUUUCAAAAAGGGUUAUUUUGAUGCAGACUUAAACAAGGUCCUUGCUGAUCAAAGUGAUGACACUAAAGGAUUUUUUGAUCCCACCACACAAGAAAAUCUGACCUACAUGGAGAUGUUGGCACGAUGCAUCAAGGAUCCUGAUACUGGUCUUUUCCUUCUUCCAGUUGCUGAAAAAGGGAAAACACCAAAAACGUCACAAAAUAUUCUCUCAGAUGCUGAGAUCAAGGAAGAAUUUGAGAAAAACAGUGUUGUUGUUUCUGUUGGCCGUUUCUCAGGAAAAACACUGUCUCUUUGGGAAGUAAUACAUUCUGUAUACUUCACAGAUGAACAGAGGCAGGAGUACUUUGAACAAUAUCGUCAAGCUAAGAUAAACAUCAAGGAUGUUGUCACCACAGUUACCAAAACUAUUCAAACAAUAGAAAAGAAAGAAGCAAUUUCUCAAACCACUAUGGGCCUGAGAAAACCUGUUUCGAUGCAACAGCUGCAUGACUCUGGAAUCAUUGACAACAAAAUGUACAAAGAGCUGCAACAUGGUAAGGAGACACUUGAAAAUGUGGUUAAACUUGAAUCUGUUCAAAGAUACUUGAAAGGCACUGGAAGUAUUGCUGGAGUAAAGCUUAAGCCAUCAGGAAAAGUGUUAAGUUUAUACAUGGCAAAAACUGAAGGCGUACUCAGUUCCGAUGCAGCACUCUCGUUGCUUGAGGCUCAGGCAGCAACUGGAUAUGUUAUCGAUCCAAUCCAAAACACACAUCACACAGUCAUGGAGGCUGUCAGAGCUCAAAUUAUAGGACCAGAGAUACUGGAGCACUUACUAUUGGCUGAAUGUGCUGUCACUGGCUUCAGAGACCCCUACACAGAUGAGCAAAUAUGCUUAUUCGAAGCAAUGCAAAAGGGUCUCAUCCCUCUUAAACAUGGAUUGAACCUCUUAGAUGCACAGCUUGCCACAGGGGGAAUUAUUGAUCCAAUUGGCAGCUAUAGGCUGCCUGUUCAGAAGGCAAUAUUGAAAGGAUGUGUGAAUAAUGAGACCAGUGAUCUUUUGGCAAAAAGUGAAAAGGGGUUUUCUGACCCAGAAACUAAAGAACCUCUUACAUAUCAACAACUCAUGAAGAAAUGUGAAAGGAAUUCAACCACUGGCCUACUCCUUCUCCCAGUAGAUGAAAAGAGUUCUGAAAACUCAACAUACAGUGACAAGCAAAUAAUAAAGGUCUUCAAAGAAAAAUCAGUGAUCAUUAAUGCUGGUAAGUUUGCAGAUAAACGUUUAUCACUUUGGGAUGUACUACACUCAGGGUACAUCUCUACAGAGAAAAUGAACGAAUUUCUUGACCUAUACAAAAAAAAGAAACUGUCAAUAGAGGAGAUAACGGAAAUGGUGACAGCAAUCAUAAUUGAAGUAACAACAAAAAAACAUUCAUUUAAAGGUCUGAGAAAACAAGUGUCAGCAAGUGAGCUAUUUGAGGCAAAAAUCAUCUCAAAAGACAUUAUGGGUAAGCUUAUCAAUGAUGAAGUAGAUGAUGAAUAUAUCAACCAAAUGGAAUCUAUUCAAAAAUACCUUGGAGCAACAAACUGUAUUUCUGGUGUGUAUGUCCAGUCUACAAAACAGACCAUGAGCAUCUUCAAUGCCAAAAAUAAGGGACUUCUGACACCUGGAACAUCUCUUGUUUUGCUUGAAGCUCAGGCUGCCACUGGCUUUAUUAUUGACCCAGUGAAGAAUAAAAAGCUGUCAGUAGAGCAGGCGGUGACUGAAGGACUUGUUGGGACAGAAUGGAAAACCAAACUGCUCUCUGCAGAACGGGCAGUCACUGGUUACAAAGACCCCAGCACAGGGAACAUAAUCUCCUUGUUCCAGGCCUUGAAAAAAGAUUUGAUCGUCAAGGACCAUGGUAUUCGUCUGUUAGAAGCUCAGAUCGCCACUGGAGGCAUCAUUGAUCCUGUGCACAGCCAUCGUGUUCCUGUGGAAGUGGCUUACCAAAGAGGGUACUUUGAUGAGGAGAUGAACAAGAUCCUCUCUGAUACAGGUGAUGAUACCAAAGGAUUCUUUGAUCCCAACACACAGGAGAACCUCACAUACUUGCAACUUGUGGAGCGGUGCGUUAGAGACCCCAACACUGGCCUCAGCCUCCUUGUGAUUGUGAAAAAGGGUGAGCACUACUUCUUCAUUGAUGAACAUACAAAGAAUAUUCUUAAGUCUACAACCACAAAGAAAGCAGGAGGUAAAUUCCAAGGAGAGCUGGUCACUCUUUGGGAUCUGAUCUACACAAAUUACAUUUCUGAGGAAAAGAGGAGAGAACUAGUUCAGCAGUUUAAAUCAGGUACAAUAACUAUAGAACAGUUCCUAGAAAUAGUCCUGACAUUGAUAUCAGAGAAAUCAGGAACAAGCACCCAAACUAUUACAACAAUAACAACUACAACAGCAGAGACAACCCUAAACCAAACAUUUCAAGGUAUCAGAAAGGAUGUGAGCGCUGAUGAGUUGUGGAAAUCCAAAGUCAUUGAUGAGAAAAUUUACAAAGACCUAACUUCCGGAAAAGUAACAGUUGAUCACGUAAGUGAAAUGGACUCUGUGCGAAAAUACCUGAAAGGAACAAAUAGCAUCGCUGGUGUGUUUGUACAGUCUACCAAACAGACCAUGAGCAUCUUCAAUGCCAAAAAUAAGGGACUUCUGACACCUGGAACAUCUCUGGUUUUGCUUGAAGCUCAGGCUGCCACUGGCUUUAUUAUUGACCCAGUGAAGAAUAAAAAGCUGUCAGUAGAGCAGGCGGUGACUGAAGGACUUGUUGGGACGGAAUGGAAAACCAAACUGCUCUCUGCAGAACGGGCAGUCACUGGUUACAAAGACCCCAACACAGGGAACAUAAUCUCCUUGUUCCAGGCCUUGAAAAAAGAUUUGAUCGUCAAGGACCAUGGUAUUCGUCUGUUAGAAGCUCAGAUCGCUACUGGAGGCAUUAUUGAUCCUGUGCACAGCCAUCGUGUUCCUGUGGAGGUGGCUUACCAAAGAGGGUACUUUGAUGAGGAGAUGAACAAGAUCCUAUCUGAUCCAGAUGAUGAUACCAAAGGAUUCUUUGAUCCCAACACACAGGAGAACCUCACAUACUUGCAACUUGUGGAGCGGUGCGUUAAAGACCCCAACACUGGCCUCAGCCUCCUUGUGAUUGUGAAAAAGGGUGAGCACUACUUCUUCAUUGAUGAACACACCAAGAAUAUUCUUAAGUCUACAACCACAAAGAAAGCAGGAGGUAAAUUCCAAGGAGAGCUGGUCACACUUUGGGAUCUGCUGUACUCAAAUUACAUUUCUGAGGAAAAGAGGAGAGAACUGGUCCAGCAGUUUAAAUCAGGUACAAUAACUAUAGAACAGUUCCUAGAAAUAGUCCUGACAUUGAUAUCAGAGAAAUCAGGAACAAGCACCCAAACUAUUACAACAAUAACAACUACAAAAGCAGAGACAACCCUAAACCAAACAUUUCAAGGUAUCAGAAAGGAUGUGAGCGCUGAUGAGUUGUGGAAAUCCAAAGUCAUUGAUGAGAAAAUUUACAAAGACCUAACUUCCGGAAAAGUAACAGUUGAUCACGUAAGUGAAAUGGACUCUGUGCGAAAAUACCUGAAAGGAACAAAUAGCAUCGCUGGUGUGUUUGUACAGUCUACCAAACAGACCAUGAGCAUCUUCAAUGCCAAAAAUAAGGGACUUCUGACACCUGGAACAUCUCUGGUUUUGCUUGAAGCUCAGGCUGCCACUGGCUUUAUUAUUGACCCAGUGAAGAAUAAAAAGCUGUCAGUAGAGCAGGCGGUGACUGAAGGACUUGUUGGGACGGAAUGGAAAACCAAACUGCUCUCUGCAGAACGGGCAGUCACUGGUUACAAAGACCCCAACACAGGGAACAUAAUCUCCUUGUUCCAGGCCUUGAAAAAAGAUUUGAUCGUCAAGGACCAUGGUAUUCGUCUGUUAGAAGCUCAGAUCGCUACUGGAGGCAUUAUUGAUCCUGUGCACAGCCAUCGUGUUCCUGUGGAGGUGGCUUACCAAAGAGGGUACUUUGAUGAGGAGAUGAACAAGAUCCUAUCUGAUCCAGAUGAUGAUACCAAAGGAUUCUUUGAUCCCAACACACAGGAGAACCUCACAUACUUGCAACUUGUGGAGCGGUGCGUUAAAGACCCCAACACUGGCCUCAGCCUCCUUGUGAUUGUGAAAAAGGGUGAGCACUACUUCUUCAUUGAUGAACACACCAAGAAUAUUCUUAAGUCUACAACCACAAAGAAAGCAGGAGGUAAAUUCCAAGGAGAGCUGGUCACACUUUGGGAUCUGCUGUACUCAAAUUACAUUUCUGAGGAAAAGAGGAGAGAACUGGUCCAGCAGUUUAAAUCAGGUACAAUAACUAUAGAACAGUUCCUAGAAAUAGUCCUGACAUUGAUAUCAGAGAAAUCAGGAACAAGCACCCAAACUAUUACAACAAUAACAACUACAACAGCAGAGACAACCCAAAACCAAACAUUUAAAGGUAUCAGAAAGGAUGUGAGCGCUGAUGAGUUGUGGAAAUCCAAAGUCAUUGAUGAGAAAAUUUACAAAGACCUAACUUCCGGAAAAGUAACAGUUGAUCACGUAAGUGAAAUGGACUCUGUGCGAAAAUACCUGAAAGGAACAAAUAGCAUCGCUGGUGUGUUUGUACAGUCUACCAAACAGACCAUGAGCAUCUUCAAUGCCAAAAAUAAGGGACUUCUGACACCUGGAACAUCUCUGGUUUUGCUUGAAGCUCAGGCUGCCACUGGCUUUAUUAUUGACCCAGUGAAGAAUAAAAAGCUGUCAGUAGAGCAGGCGGUGACUGAAGGACUUGUUGGGACAGAAUGGAAAACCAAACUGCUCUCUGCAGAACGGGCAGUCACUGGUUACAAAGACCCCAACACAGGGAACAUAAUCUCCUUGUUCCAGGCCUUGAAAAAAGAUUUGAUCGUCAAGGACCAUGGUAUUCGUCUGUUAGAAGCUCAGAUCGCUACUGGAGGCAUUAUUGAUCCUGUGCACAGCCAUCGUGUUCCUGUGGAGGUGGCUUACCAAAGAGGGUACUUUGAUGAGGAGAUGAACAAGAUCCUAUCUGAUCCAGAUGAUGAUACCAAAGGAUUCUUUGAUCCCAACACACAGGAGAACCUCACAUACUUGCAACUUGUGGAGCGGUGCGUUAAAGACCCCAACACUGGCCUCAGCCUCCUUGUGAUUGUGAAAAAGGGUGAGCACUACUUCUUCAUUGAUGAACACACCAAGAAUAUUCUUAAGUCUACAACCACAAAGAAAGCAGGAGGUAAAUUCCAAGGAGAGCUGGUCACACUUUGGGAUCUGCUGUACUCAAAUUACAUUUCUGAGGAAAAGAGGAGAGAACUGGUCCAGCAGUUUAAAUCAGGUACAAUAACUAUAGAACAGUUCCUAGAAAUAGUCCUGACAUUGAUAUCAGAGAAAUCAGGAACAAGCACCCAAACUAUUACAACAAUAACAACUACAAAAGCAGAGACAACCCUAAACCAAACAUUUCAAGGUAUCAGAAAGGAUGUGAGCGCUGAUGAGUUGUGGAAAUCCAAAGUCAUUGAUGAGAAAAUUUACAAAGACCUAGCUUCCGGAAAAGUAACAGUUGAUCACGUAAGUGAAAUGGACUCUGUGCGAAAAUACCUGAAAGGAACAAAUAGCAUCGCUGGUGUGUUUGUACAGUCUACCAAACAAACCAUGAGCAUCUUCAAUGCCAAAAAUAAGGGACUUCUGACACCUGGAACAUCUCUGGUUUUGCUAGAAGCUCAGGCUGCCACUGGCUUUAUUAUUGACCCAGUGAAGAAUAAAAAGCUGUCAGUAGAGCAGGCGGUGACUGAAGGACUUGUUGGGACAGAAUGGAAAACCAAACUGCUCUCUGCAGAACGGGCAGUCACUGGUUACAAAGACCCAAACACAGGGAACAUAAUCUCCUUGUUCCAGGCCUUGAAAAAAGAUUUGAUUGUCAAGGACCAUGGUAUUCGUCUGUUAGAAGCUCAGAUCGCUACUGGAGGCAUUAUUGAUCCUGUGCACAGCCAUCGUGUUCCUGUGGAGGUGGCUUACCAAAGAGGGUACUUUGAUGAGGAGAUGAACAAGAUCCUAUCUGAUCCAGAUGAUGAUACCAAAGGAUUCUUUGAUCCCAACACACAGGAGAACCUCACAUACUUGCAACUUGUGGAGCGGUGCGUUAGAGACCCCAACACUGGCCUCAGCCUCCUUGUGAUUGUGAAAAAGGGUGAGCACUACUUCUUCAUUGAUGAACACACCAAGAAUAUUCUUAAGUCUACAACCACAAAGAAAGCAGGAGGUAAAUUCCAAGGAGAGCUGGUCACACUUUGGGAUCUGCUGUACUCAAAUUACAUUUCUGAGGAAAAGAGGAGAGAACUGGUCCAGCAGUUUAAAUCAGGUACAAUAACUAUAGAACAGUUCCUAGAAAUAGUCCUGACAUUGAUAUCAGAGAAAUCAGGAACAAGCACCCAAACUAUUACAACAAUAACAACUACAAAAGCAGAGACAACCCUAAACCAAACAUUUCAAGGUAUCAGAAAGGAUGUGAGCGCUGAUGAGUUGUGGAAAUCCAAAGUCAUUGAUGAGAAAAUUUACAAAGACCUAACUUCCGGAAAAGUAACAGUUGAUCACGUAAGUGAAAUGGACUCUGUGCGAAAAUACCUGAAAGGAACAAAUAGCAUCGCUGGUGUGUUUGUACAGUCUACCAAACAAACCAUGAGCAUCUUCAAUGCCAAAAAUAAGGGACUUCUGACACCUGGAACAUCUCUGGUUUUGCUAGAAGCUCAGGCUGCCACUGGCUUUAUUAUUGACCCAGUGAAGAAUAAAAAGCUGUCAGUAGAGCAGGCGGUGACUGAAGGACUUGUUGGGACAGAAUGGAAAACCAAACUGCUCUCUGCAGAACGGGCAGUCACUGGUUACAAAGACCCAAACACAGGGAACAUAAUCUCCUUGUUCCAGGCCUUGAAAAAAGAUUUGAUCGUCAAGGACCAUGGUAUUCGUCUGUUAGAAGCUCAGAUCGCUACUGGAGGCAUUAUUGAUCCUGUGCACAGUCAUCGUGUUCCUGUGGAGGUGGCUUACCAAAGAGGGUACUUUGAUGAGGAGAUGAACAAGAUCCUAUCUGAUCCAGAUGAUGAUACCAAAGGAUUCUUUGAUCCCAACACACAGGAGAACCUCACAUACUUGCAACUUGUGGAGCGGUGCGUUAGAGACCCCAACACUGGCCUCAGCCUCCUUGUGAUUGUGAAAAAGGGUGAACACUACUUCUUCAUUGAUGAACACACCAAGAAUAUUCUUAAGUCUACAACCACAAAGAAAGCAGGAGGUAAAUUCCAAGGAGAGCUGGUCACACUUUGGGAUCUGCUGUACUCAAAUUACAUUUCUGAGGAAAAGAGGAGAGAACUGGUCCAGCAGUUUAAAUCAGGUACAAUAACUAUAGAACAGUUCCUAGAAAUAGUCCUGACAUUGAUAUCAGAGAAAUCAGGAACAAGCACCCAAACUAUUACAACAAUAACAACUACAACAGCAGAGACAACCCAAAACCAAACAUUUAAAGGUAUCAGAAAGGAUGUGAGCGCUGAUGAGUUGUGGAAAUCCAAAGUCAUUGAUGAGAAAAUUUACAAAGACCUAACUUCCGGAAAAGUAACAGUUGAUCACGUAAGUGAAAUGGACUCUGUGCGAAAAUACCUGAAAGGAACAAAUAGCAUCGCUGGUGUGUUUGUACAGUCUACCAAACAAACUAUGAGCAUCUUCAAUGCCAAAAAUAAGGGACUUCUGACACCUGGAACAUCUCUGGUUUUGCUUGAAGCUCAGGCUGCCACUGGCUUUAUUAUUGACCCAGUGAAGAAUAAAAAGCUGUCAGUAGAGCAGGCGGUGACUGAAGGACUUGUUGGGACAGAAUGGAAAACCAAACUGCUCUCUGCAGAACGGGCAGUCACUGGUUACAAAGACCCCAACACAGGGAACAUAAUCUCCUUGUUCCAGGCCUUGAAAAAAGAUUUGAUCGUCAAGGACCAUGGUAUUCGUCUGUUAGAAGCUCAGAUCGCUACUGGAGGCAUUAUUGAUCCUGUGCACAGCCAUCGUGUUCCUGUGGAGGUGGCUUACCAAAGAGGGUACUUUGAUGAGGAGAUGAACAAGAUCCUAUCUGAUCCAGAUGAUGAUACCAAAGGAUUCUUUGAUCCCAACACACAGGAGAACCUCACAUACUUGCAACUUGUGGAGCGGUGCGUUAGAGACCCCAACACUGGCCUCAGCCUCCUUGUGAUUGUGAAAAAGGGUGAGCACUACUUCUUCAUUGAUGAACAUACCAAGAAUAUUCUUAAGACUACAACCACAAAGAAAGCAGGAGGUAAAUUCCAAGGAGAGCUGGUCACACUUUGGGAUCUGCUGUACUCAAAUUACAUUUCUGAGGAAAAGAGGAGAGAACUGGUCCAGCAGUUUAAAUCAGGUACAAUAACUAUAGAACAGUUCCUAGAAAUAGUCCUGACAUUGAUAUCAGAGAAAUCAGGAACAAGCACCCAAACUAUUACAACAAUAACAACUACAACAGCAGAGACAACCCUAAACCAAACAUUUCAAGGUAUCAGAAAGGAUGUGAGCGCUGAUGAGUUGUGGAAAUCCAAAGUCAUUGAUGAGAAAAUUUACAAAGACCUAACUUCCGGAAAAGUAACAGUUGAUCACGUAAGUGAAAUGGACUCUGUGCGAAAAUACCUGAAAGGAACAAAUAGCAUCGCUGGUGUGUUUGUACAGUCUACCAAACAGACCAUGAGCAUCUUCAAUGCCAAAAAUAAGGGACUUCUGACACCUGGAACCUCUCUGGUUUUGCUAGAAGCUCAGGCUGCCACUGGCUUUAUUAUUGACCCAGUGAAGAAUAAAAAGCUGUCAGUAGAGCAGGCGGUGACUGAAGGACUUGUUGGGACAGAAUGGAAAACCAAACUGCUCUCUGCAGAACGGGCAGUCACUGGUUACAAAGACCCCAACACAGGGAACAUAAUCUCCUUGUUCCAGGCCUUGAAAAAAGAUUUGAUCGUCAAGGACCAUGGUAUUCGUCUGUUAGAAGCUCAGAUCGCCACUGGAGGCAUUAUUGAUCCUGUGCACAGCCAUCGUGUUCCUGUGGAGGUGGCUUACCAAAGAGGGUACUUUGAUGAGGAGAUGAACAAGAUCCUAUCUGAUCCAGAUGAUGAUACCAAAGGAUUCUUUGAUCCCAACACACAGGAGAACCUCACAUACUUGCAACUUGUGGAACGAUGCAUUAGAGACCCCAACACUGGCCUAAGUUUGCUAGCUUUAAAAAAGUAGAUAUGAUUUGAUGCAAAACGCUAUGCAAUAUAUUCUUCAUUAACUAUAAUCACUGUUCUGUUUCCACCUAUGCCAGAAACAAAUCUGUAAAUGUAUAUCAGUUAACAGUCAAUUUCAGUGUGCAUUGCUUACAAUAUAUAACAUACAUGUUCAGUUUUACAUUUUUAAACUGAAAUUUAGAAGCAUCAGUAAAAGCGCAAAUUCUAUUUGUUUAAAAUUAUUUUAAAUGUUACAAUUUUACAUUUAAUCUUUUUUUAACUCAUGCUCUCUUGUGGUGUUCAAAACAAUUAAAAAAAUUAUAAACACAAUUGCAAUAUGUUAGUUUGUUUGAUAAUUUUCAUGUCAGUAAUCUCUUUCAUCUCAUUAAACAUUCCUUGUUUA
Carassius auratus (goldfish) is the source of this 12942-nucleotide messenger RNA. RefSeq names its product epiplakin 1 (gene eppk1). NCBI's taxonomy places the organism in Eukaryota, Metazoa, Chordata, Actinopteri, Cypriniformes, Cyprinidae. Gene Ontology annotation, biological process: intermediate filament bundle assembly; wound healing. Bases 160 to 12561 code for a protein of 4133 amino acids. Gene Ontology annotation, cellular component: cytoskeleton; cell junction; membrane. Gene Ontology annotation, molecular function: keratin filament binding; structural molecule activity. The transcript has 2 exons. The record is from RefSeq and is a predicted model, not a curated record.